Molecule: messenger RNA, 1933 nt
Organism: Manihot esculenta (cassava)
Lineage: Eukaryota; Viridiplantae; Streptophyta; Magnoliopsida; Malpighiales; Euphorbiaceae
Product: dol-P-Man:Man(6)GlcNAc(2)-PP-Dol alpha-1,2-mannosyltransferase
Exons: 10
Coding region: 48-1757 (569 amino acids)
Biological process (GO): protein N-linked glycosylation
Cellular component (GO): endoplasmic reticulum membrane
Molecular function (GO): alpha-1,2-mannosyltransferase activity
Source: RefSeq, a predicted model, not a curated record
CUCUCAGGAUCAUUUGCGCAGCCCGUUUCGCGCCCGGUAAAUCGUCCAUGGCUGUAUCGACGCGGCAGCGCCGUCCCCUGCCUUCUGAUAACACCUCGUCGUCGUCGGAACCAUACACGAAGGUUAGUAAACCUCGGAGAUCGAGUGUCGGAGAUGAACAGGAUAAGGGGUUAGGAUGGUUCUUGCCUCUGCUAGCUUUGGGAAUAUUGAGAUACAUGAGUGCCACAUCUAACAUAAUACAUGACUGCGAUGAAGUUUUCAACUAUUGGGAGCCUCUCCAUUAUCUUCUCUACAAUUCUGGAUUCCAAACCUGGGAAUACAGCUCUCAGUUUGCACUUCGGUCGUACCUGUAUAUUAAUUUCCAUGAGCUAGUGGGCUUACCUGCUUCGUGGUUGAAUGGGGAAGAAAAGGUGAGAGUAUUUUAUGCAGUGAGACUCUUCCUUGGUCUCAUUUCUGUGAUUGCAGAUGCUACCUUGGUAGUUGCCCUUUCCAGGAAGUAUGGCAAACGUCUUGCUUCCUAUGCGCUUGCAAUGCUAUGCUUAACCAGUGGUUGUUUUUUUGCCAGUACAAGUUUUCUGCCAAGUUCAUUCUCAAUGUAUGCCGUGAGUCUCUCUUCGGGGUUAUUUCUUCUUGGAAAACCUGCAAUGGCUGUUGUUGUUGCAGCUGUUGGGGUAAUCCUUGGUUGGCCAUUCUCAAUCUUGGCUUUCCUUCCAGUUACAGUCUACUCUUUGGCUAGAAGAUUCAAGCAGACGUUUUUAGCUGGUGCAGUCACUUCUAUUGCUCUUCUUGUACUCUCAGUACUUGUUGAUUAUCACUACUACGGAAGGUGGACAUCAUCUGUUUUGAAUCUUUUGAUAUAUAAUGUCUUAGGAGGUGGUGAGAGCCACUUGUAUGGAAUUGAAGGGCCAUUAUUUUAUAUGAGAAAUGGAUUCAACAAUUUUAACUUCUGUUUCAUUCUCGCAUUGCUUUUCCUUGGAUUUUUGCCAAUUGCAAGAAGAAAGUAUGCCCCAGACAUGCUAAUUGUGAUCUCACCACUUUAUAUAUGGCUAGGAUUUAUGUCCUUGCAGCCCCACAAAGAAGAAAGGUUCCUUUAUCCAAUAUACCCGCUUGUUUGUGUUGCUGCAUCUGCUGUCAUUGAGAGCUUUCCUGAUCUUUUCCGAGAUAGAUACAACCCCUAUGACAAUUCUAUGAUAGUAAUGAUAGCCAAAUUUCUUAGACCUGCAUUUCUCGGCCUCAUAUUAUGUGCAUCUCAUGCUCGUACAUUCUCACUUGUUAAUGGUUAUGGUGCUCCUAUUGAGGUUUACAAAAUCUUGGAGCACCAUGAUGAUGCUGGAAAAGGUUCUGUGCUUUGUGUUGGAAGUGAAUGGCAUCGCUUCCCAUCAUCAUUUUUUGUUCCCGAUUAUAUCAGUGAAAUCCGGUGGAUUGAUGAUGGUUUUCGAGGUCUUCUUCCACUCCCAUUCAAUUCGACCAUGGGUGGGACUGCAGCAGCUCCUCCAUAUUUCAACAACAAGAACAAGGCAGCAGAUGAGCAAUAUCUCCUUGAUCUUGAAACCUGUACUUUCCUGGUUGAGCUGCAGCUUGAUCGACCUUACCCUUCACGCGGAAGUGACUUGUCAACUUGGGAGCCUAUUGCAGCGUAUCCUUAUCUAGACAGGGAGCUGUCGCCUCCCAUGUACAGAUCGUUUUUCAUCCCGCAUCUAUGGCAAGAGAAGAAUGUUUUUGGCUUGUACAAGCUGUACAAAAGAAUACCAAAAUGACAUGCUUUGUGGUUUGCUGAACAAUUGUAAUUCUUGUAGUUCCAAUUUUUGAUGCCUAACAGCUGAAAAUUUCAUCUCAAAAACUAGAGGAACUCCAACAGAAAUGUAGUAAUUGAGCACUUGUAUUUUAAAAUUUUUAAAUUUGAAUUCUGUAGUAAAUUGGUUUGUUAGUCUGA